This is a messenger RNA of Vanessa atalanta (red admiral), 1458 nucleotides long. Its product is annotated as WD repeat-containing protein 18. The transcript has a single exon. Lineage: Eukaryota; Metazoa; Arthropoda; Insecta; Lepidoptera; Nymphalidae. The record is from RefSeq and is a predicted model, not a curated record. The annotation marks the transcript as partial. Gene Ontology annotation, cellular component: nuclear pre-replicative complex. Gene Ontology annotation, molecular function: protein binding. Gene Ontology annotation, biological process: DNA-templated DNA replication; rRNA processing.
UUGUGACAAGUGACAACUGUAGUCCACAUGGUAAAUUGCUAAUAAAUUGUUAAUCGUAAUGUCUUUUAAUAAUUAAUAUUAAAUCCUUAUCCAGUUUUAUAAUAAACAAUGUCGAAUUUACUUGAAGUAUUAAUUACCUGUGACUCUAAUAAUACGUUAUGGACCUGCAGUAUUUGGGAUUCUUAUACCGGUACGAAUUUAAUGACUUACAAAGGCGGUGGAACUGCUGAAAAUCACACUCUUUCGUUUAUUGGGAGCGACUACUUGGCUGUAGUUCAAAAAACGAAGCCUGUUCUUCAUGUUUGGCCUUUGAACUCGCAACAAACGGUACAAGGAAUGCGUUUUAUACUACCAGGCAAAGCUAGUGCUUAUGCAGUAACUCCCGACGGUUCUUACUGUGUGGCUGGCAUUGAAGAGAAAAUUUAUGUUUGGCAAAUUUCAUCUGGCAGCCUUCUAACGAUCAUAAAUCGGCAUUAUCAAAAAGUUAACCUAUUAAAGUUUACUAGUGAUGGUAGGUUCUUUAUAUCAGCAGCCGAAGAUGGGAUGGUAAUGGUAUGGUCAUUGGCAACAGUGGCAGCUAAUCCUGAAGUAGAGCUCGUGACACAGACAAUUGCAGGACAACAUGAUCCAGCUUACAUCUUCUCUGACCAUUCAUUACCAGUAACAGAUUUGUAUAUAAGUAAAACGGGCAUGCAUGGACGUUUGUUUACAGUGUCCAGUGACAAAUCUUGUAAAGUUUAUGAUUUGACCUGCGGUGAAAUGCUCUUGAAUUUAAUAUUUGAUGAACCAUUGUCAGCGAUAGUAUUAGAUGCUCUAGAAUUAAAUGCCUUUAUUGGAACAACUGAAGGGAAAAUAUUUCAAUGUAGUCUUACAAAUCCGCCUAGAAAUAGAGAUGUGCUUGUUAACAACGGAGACAAUAUGAAUAUAUUUUCUUCUCAUACAAAAGCAGUCACUUGCUUAUCAAUUUCACUUAACGGAGAUAUAUUAAUGUCUGGAUCUAAUGAUGAACAAUUAAUAUUAUGGCAUAUAAGAAGCAGACAGCCAGUAAGAAUAAUAAGGCAUAAAGGACCCAUCACUAAUGCUUUUUUCACUACUAAUUAUGAUGCAAUUUAUAAACAAGACUUUACACCUGGAAUUGUGCUUCACAGUUUAGAAAGAACUUUGGAGAAAAAUAGUGAAAAUGUAUCUGAAAUAGAAGUGAUUAUUAAAAAGGAUAGCAACUUUUGGCCAACUUGUGGUGAUAUGAGUAUAGAUACAACCUAUGAUAACUUUGCAUCCCAAGAAAUAGAUGUUGUGUCUAAGCAAAACGAGGCCAAACUUAAGGAAGAGUUAGAAAAAAUGAAAUUGAUUAAUUCCAAUUUAUAUGCAUUAUCAAUCCAAAAUGCUUUGAAAUCAAUACCCAUUGAACUUGAAAAAAAUAAAAUCACUGUGCAUAAAAAGAAAAAAAAUAAAAGUCAU